AUGGCAGCCCCCCCAACGUCCUCCUUCAAAUCCUUCCAAACAAACCUCACCGAAACCAAAGCCCACUCCACGACCACCAACGGCAACCCCGUGAGCAGAGGCCCCUCCCCCAACAGAGGCGCCUCCAUCCAGGACAAUGAAGCCAUUGGCUCCGAGUCCGUCACUCAGAAAUCAUGGUUGUCGGAGCAGGGGAUUGAUCAGUCGAAGUGGGUGAUGUUGAGGAAGUUGAGUCAUAUGAGGUAUCAGCAUGAGGAUCUUGAUGAGAUUACGGUGUUUAUGAGAGAUUUCGGUAUGCAUGUGGUGAAGAAGACGGAUACAGAAAGGUGGUAUAGUGGUUACGGACCAGAUCAGUACGUGUACUAUGCCCGUGAAGGGCCGCGAAAGUUUCUUGGCGGUGCUUUUGAAGUCGAGAGCUAUGAGGAUCUGGAGAAGGCAGCAGAAAUCCACAAAGACCGCUUACAGACCAAAGGCGUCGAAGAAAUGCACUCAGCACCCGGCGGCGGGCACAUCGUAACAAUCACAGAUCCAGAAGGCUUCCCACUGAACCUAAUCCACGGCCAAAAACCCACAGACCCCAAGCCAAUGCCCGCAAAACUCAUCCUCAACGACGAAUCCACAAAACCGCGACAACGACAAUUCCAACGCUUCCAGCCCGGUCCCGCCGCCGUCCAUAAACUCGGCCACUUCGGCCUCGUAUCAGCCGAUUUCCUCGCCCUACAAAAAUGGUAUACGCAGAACUUCAACAUCGUGCCCUCGGACUUAUUGUACGUCAACUUACCGUCCGGCGAGAGGAAAGAAGUCGCGUUGUUCGCGCAUUUGGACCGUGGUCAGGACUUAGUGGAUCACCAUACGAUAUUUUUGAGCACGUUGACACCGGAUAGUUCGAUUCCGGAACCGCACGUGCAUCACUGUAGUUUUGAGGUUCAUGACUUUGAUACGCAGGCGUUGGGGCAUCAGUGGUUGGCUGAGAAGAGGUAUAAGGAUGUUUGGGGGGUUGGGAGGCAUAUUUUGGGGAGUCAGAUUUUUGAUUAUUGGUGGGAUACUUCGAAAUUCAUGGUUGAGCACUAUGCGGAUGGUGAUCUGGUGAAUGAGGAUACACUGGUUGGAUAUGGACCUGCUGGUCACGAAGGCUUGGCUGUAUGGGGUCCGGACGUACCGACAGAAUUCUUACAUUAA
Messenger RNA from Lithohypha guttulata, 1176 nucleotides. RefSeq lists its product as uncharacterized. The record is from RefSeq and is a predicted model, not a curated record. Gene Ontology annotation, molecular function: methylmalonyl-CoA epimerase activity. Gene Ontology annotation, cellular component: mitochondrion. Gene Ontology annotation, biological process: L-methylmalonyl-CoA metabolic process. Lineage: Eukaryota; Fungi; Ascomycota; Eurotiomycetes; Chaetothyriales; Trichomeriaceae. The transcript has 4 exons. Bases 1 to 1176 code for a protein of 391 amino acids.